CCAAAGCUGUUUACAAAUGGUUCCUUCACUACAUAUCAUCUUCCUACCUUCGGAGCUUCAGAUUCAGGUCCAUCUUCUCUCAACAGAGAUGGAAGAAGCAUCCACCUUUCUUGAGAAAAAAAGGUAUGCAGUGGUUACCGGAGCAAACAAGGGGAUUGGAUUGGGAAUAUGCAAGCAGUUAGCUUCCAAAGGGGUGGCUGUUGUUUUGACUGCUAGAGAUGAGAGAAGGGGCAUUGAAGCUGUCGAAAAGCUCAAAGAAUCUGGUCUCUCUGAAUUUAUCCUUUUUCAUCAACUUGAUGUUGCAGAUCCAGCCAGUAUUGCUUCUCUAGCAGAUUUCAUCAAAACCCAGUUAGGAAAGCUUGAUAUCUUGGUGAACAAUGCAGGAAUUACAGGUGCCUUAGUAGAUGGUGAUGCUCUAAGAGCUUCAGGCUUUGGAAAGCCUGGUGUACAAAUCAACUGGAGUGAAAUUAUUACUGAAACACAUGAGUUAGCUGAUGAAGGCCUCAAAACAAACUACUAUGGUGCUAAACGAAUGUGUGAUGCUCUAAUUCCCCUACUCCAGUUAUCUGAUUCUCCAAGAAUUGUGAAUGUUUCUUCCUCCACGGGAAAGUUAAAGAAUGUAUCAAAUGAAUGGGCGAAAGCAGUCUUUAAUGAUCUUGAAAACCUUACUGAAGAGAAAGUGGAUGAAGUAUUGAACCAAUACCUGAAAGAUUUUAAAGAAGGAUCAUUGGAAACCAAAGGCUGGCCUGCUAAUAUGUCUGCCUACACACUCUCAAAAGCUGCCAUGAAUGCGUACACAAGGGUUCUGGCCAAGAGGUACCCGGAUUUCUGCAUCAAUUGUGUCUGCCCUGGAUUUGUCAAAACCGAUGUAAACUAUAAUACUGGAAUCCUGAGUGUAAAAUAUUCCAUUUUUUCUUUGAAGUUCUUCUCAUUUUAAUUUUCAUUUUCUUUUUUUCUUUCAUCUUUUAUAUUCUCCCAUUUGUAUUUUUGCAAAUAUCUCUACUUUUAUUUCAUUAUUCAUUUAUACUUAUUCCAUUAUCAUUUUUGUUGACAAUCCAUCAUCUUCUUUCUCUUCAUCCUUCUCAUUCAAUGCGCUUUUUUUUUUUUAAUGCAUCAACCAAUUACUUCCAUUUAGUUUUAACUAAAAAUUCUAAUUAUUU
Molecule: messenger RNA, 1160 nt
Organism: Rubroshorea leprosula
Lineage: Eukaryota; Viridiplantae; Streptophyta; Magnoliopsida; Malvales; Dipterocarpaceae
Source: the annotation of a GenBank genome assembly